Molecule: messenger RNA, 1392 nt
Organism: Lodderomyces beijingensis
Lineage: Eukaryota; Fungi; Ascomycota; Pichiomycetes; Serinales; Debaryomycetaceae
Source: the annotation of a GenBank genome assembly
AUGAAGGUUCGAGUCCUUCUAUAUCUUAUGGUACUAAUAAUUCUUAUUAUACUAUUAUUAUAUAUCACUUCUUCUUCUAGUUCUAUUUAUUCUCUUAAUAGACUAGCUACUCUAGGUCUACUAUAUGUCCUUUAUCUAGUGUUUGAUUCAUUAGAUCCAAGAUAUAGUAAUUUCACUGUUUAUAAUGACUGAUUUAAAUUAUCUGAUACUAAUUUACCAAUAAUUUAUAUUCAAUUAUUAUUAGUUAUUAUUUUAUUAAUAUAUACUACUGUUAAUCAAAGAUAUUUUUUACAAUCUACUUGAGUUUAUCCUAUUAUAUUAUUUAAUUUAUUAGGUUUACUAUUAUUCCCUAUAGUUAAUGAUAUGCUAUUAUUAUAUAUAAUUAUUGAAUUACAAAGUUAUUCAUUAUAUAUUUUAACUGGUAUACAUCAUAAAUCUUAUAAUAGUACUAGAGGUAGUAUGUUAUACUUUGUAACUGGUGGUAUAGCUAGUAUAGGUAUAUUAGUAGCUAUAUAUAUGGUAUAUAAUUUAAUCGGUACAUGUAAUAUUACUGAAAUAUCUAAUUAUUAUACUAUACAUAAUAUUAAUAAUAUAUUUGAUCCUAUUGAUAUAUUAAUUAUAUCAUUAAUAUUUAAAAUGGGAUUAGCACCUUUACAUUCUUGAAGUAUUGCAGUAUAUAAUUAUGCCCCUACAUAUAUUACAGCUUAUAUUAGUAUUGUAGCUAAAAUAUCAAUAUUAAGUUGAAUAUAUAUAAAUGCUAAUUUAGUACAUUUAGAUAUUAUAAUUCUUAUAUUUAUAAUAUCUAUAGCUAUAGCCGGUUAUAAACCAUUAUUCCAAGUAAAUAUAAAAACUAUAUUAGCAUAUAGUGGUAUAUUAAAUUUUGGAUAUUUAUUAAUACCGGUUGUAUUACAAGAUCCAGCUUACUAUAUAUAUUUAAUACAAUAUAUUAUAACUCAUAUGUUAAUAUUCUUAUGUUUAUUAGCAUCUAAUAAAUUUAUAAUAAAUCCUAAUAGUGAUUGAUCACCAAUAGUUAAUGUUAAUCAAUUAAUUAUACCUAAUCGUAUGUUAAUAUUUAUAUUAAUAAUAUGUUUUUUAUCAUUAAUAGGGAUACCUCCGUUACCAGGAUUUUAUGGUAAAUAUUAUAUAUUAGUAUCAUUAUUACAUAAUAAUUAUACAUUAGAAUCAUUAUCAAUUAUAAUAUUUAGUGUUAUAGCUACAUAUUAUUAUGCAUAUAUAAUUAAACAAUUAGCAAGUAAUUAUACACGUAAUAUGAUAAAUGAACCAAUAAAUAAUACAUUAUCAAUAAUAAUAAGUAUAUUAUUUGUAAUAUUUUUAGGAUAUUAUAUAUAUAUAUUUGAUAUGUUAAAUGUGAUAAAUAUAAUAUUAAGUUAA